Molecule: messenger RNA, 3606 nt
Organism: Trichobilharzia regenti
Lineage: Eukaryota; Metazoa; Platyhelminthes; Trematoda; Strigeidida; Schistosomatidae
Source: the annotation of a GenBank genome assembly
AUGUCUGUACUAAGCGACACGCUGCACACUACAAACGGAAGUGAAGAACCCAUGGCUGAAGAUAUGUGUCCCCGAAGGCUGUCAAGGGUGUCACGUUUAAGGGAUAUGUUUCAGAAUGGGAUUGUGAGACCCAUCGAUGAUCCAGAAGAUGGAUAUGGGGUAGAGAGUUCUGCGUUUCCGUCUUAUGCGCGUUCUGAGCCAGAGAGGUUCUCCAGGGCAUUCCCAGGAUCUCCACCUAUGAGAACUCUGCGCCAUCAUCGAUCAAGUUUGACUAAGGAUGAAUCUACACAACAAAGCAUUUCUUCAUCCAGAUCACUUGAUGCAGCGCUCUCUUCAUCUGAGCCUCACUCUCUUCUCCAGUCUCCGCCUAAAAGACCUCCCAAACCUCGCCAUUUGUCGUUAGCCAAGCCUUCAACUCCUGAAGCAGUUAAGCUAAGACCAGUUGCCUCAAAAAUCUCCAGUGAAAAUAAUUCCCAUGUUGAAACUUCAGAACUGGUAAAAAAUUCCAACUAUUCCAUCACUUUCACUAGUCAUAACACUGACAAUCAAUCGUCAACAGUGAAGGCGAACGGCGAUGUACCGCACUUAAAUACUGCUCAAAACCCAACAGUGACUAUAUCUCAUAUGACUUCUACAAAAGUAAAACCACAUCCAGUUCCUAAAGAUCCUGUUGAACAUUUAUCCCAUGCAUCUAUAACUCCAUCAUAUUUGUGUAACAAGAUAGAGAAAUCGGUUGAAAAUUGCUUAAACACUAAAGAUGGUAACUGUCAGUCAGCUGAAACCACUGAAUCACCGAAAGAUUCCUGCCUACAGUCAACACAACCUUUACCCGAUUCAUCCACUGAUCAUCAUGGAAAUUCCUCGGAAAUCCAGGAUUUCGUUCUUCCACAUGAUGCAUUUCACAUGUCUCCAUUGCGUGAAACUGAAUGUAAGGAUAGUUCAGACAAUCUUCCAGUACUACAACAUGCUGAAUCUGUUGCAGUAGGUACCCCAGAUGAUGAAGAUGGUGUAGAUGACAAGAGUGAUAAUAAUGCUGAACACUGUAAUACUGCAAAUUCAUCAGUAAUGAUGAUCAAUGGGUCUCAGUGUACUUCACCUUUCAGUUCAGUGGCUACCCUGCCUAUCCCUAAAGGAUUGAAUGUUGUAGCAGUUGAUGCCGAUGGAGUGCACAUUUUCGAAGAUGGAAAUUUCUUAUAUGCUCUACCGGGUCUAUCAGAGAAGUAUUCAGAUGAUUCCGAUUUUUACGAUUCCCGUGAAGAUGUUGCUAAUGUGACUGAUCUUAAUCCAGCUUACUCUUCUAAUGAUCAAGAUAAUGAAGAACAACGUAAAAAUCCAAACUUUGACAAACUUGUUUCAACUUCUUCGUCUUCCACUUCGUCAAAAGCACAGGCAGCAGACAAAUUAGUCAGUAAGCGUUCUGGUAGUAGUGACAGCCUAGUUAAACAGCCUAGAGUUCGAUUCAGCUCGGAACCUAUUUUAGUAUUCAGCACUCAUUCAACUACAGAUUACAAUCGUCGAAAUGAAGAAAUCGAUCCAUUAUCUGCUUCAGCAGAAUAUGAAUUAGAAAAGCAUCUUGAAGAUAUGGAAAUGUUUGAAAUUGAUUUUCACAAAGGUGCAAAUGGUCUUGGUAUUAGCAUAGUUGGUUCAGGAGUUGACACAUCGUCAGGUGAACAAAAGUUGAGUAUAUUUAUUAAAUCACUUACUCCAGGAGGAGCUGCAGAGGCGGAUGGACGUAUACAAGUUUACGAUCAAAUUGUUCAAGUGGAUGGUCAUAGUCUGGUUGGUGUUUCACAGCAGUUCGCCGCUCAGGUGCUUCAAAAUACUGGAGAUAUUAUUCAUUUUGUUUUAGCUAGAGAAAAAGAUCCGCCUAAUUCGCGUAUUGCGAAAAUUUUAACAGAGAAACACGAAGAGGAAGAAGUAUCAAGGGUGAAUAAAUCACCAGACAAAAGCCAAGAAGUGGUAUCAACGCAAACAGAUGAUGUCACCAAAUUAUCUGGUGGUGAUUCUACUGAAGCUUUGCAUACAUUAAUUGCGGUGGCUACACGAACAUUGAAGCAAGCCAAUGAAUGGGAUGAUGAUGAUGAUAACGACGACGACGACGAUGAUGUAAUAGCACCAGCAGGGGAGAAUGGUGAUGAUUUUGAUUUAGAAUCUCCUUGUAUCGGUAAAUACAUGCUUUCUAAUGAUAUGAAUGAAGUUUCUCCUGCGAGUAGUAUUUUUGAACAGCACAGAAAGUCGAAUAGCAGUGAUAGUAGUUUUAAAAUUUUAAAUGGUAGUCCAGCUGUCUCAGAUCAUCAUCAUUCUAGUCCUCGUUCAGCUCUAAAGGGAACGGCAACUGCAGCGUCAACCCGUCGACGUAAUGAAGCUAUUAUGGAUUAUAUUCGUCAAGCAGUGGCGGUACGAGAUAACGUGUGUUUACCAUCUGAAUUGCUUGAUUGUUAUCCUACUGGUACGAAUAAAGACUCUCCAAGGACCACAAAUUAUGUUAAUAAUGUAUCUUGGGCGCUAGCUAGUGAAUUGCACGACUCUACUACUCAAUUGCGAAAGCUGCAAUCUCGUGUUCGAAAUCUUGAACAACGUCUUACAGCUCAAGAGGCGGCAGCGGAUGAAGCAAUAGAAAGACUUUGUCUACGUUGUCGUCAUUUGGAAUUGGAAUUGAAAGAAUCUCAUCAAAAAAGUACUCAAACAUUAGUAUCUCAACAAAAUUUAACCAAUUAUCAAUUUGAUGUCAAUUCUGACAACUACUCUCUGGGGGAUAGCGAUAUUGGUAAUCCUAGAUAUCAAGCUUCAUCGUUCAAUGCGUCAUCGUAUAAAGAAGAUAACGGAGAAGAGAUAUGCGAAAAUAUUGAUGCUGACUUGACCAAAUGUGAUCGAUUAGAAGAUCUAACUGAUAGUGAUGUCAACAUUUCAUAUACAACUCAUUUAAAUGAUAAUAUACCACCUUAUAGGUGUUUCUCUUAUCAUCAGAAUAAAAUGGAAGAUAGAAAUGAUUUUCACAGUACUGUACAUGAUGUACAGAAUCAUUAUUCAACUACUAUAGAAUUACCAUUUUUUGUGAAACAAGCUCAAGAUCGAACUAGACUUGUCAAUUCUGGUGGUUUAGCUGGUCGACGUCCUCCUACAAGAAUUGUUGUAAAUUCACCACUGGCUCCAUUAACUGAUGCCUCUACAACUUCAUCAUCACAUUCCCAAGUUUUAUCAGUCUUUGAUCCAUUCAAUUCGAAUAACAAUGACUCUUCUGAGGCUAGGUCUUCAAAUUUUACUUCUAAUUCUCCUCGACCUCUACCACCCAAUUCAUUUAUGUUUCACUGCUCUCUGAACAGAAAUCAGUCUUCUCUACAUCAUUCAAAAUCGCAGAUUGAAAGUUCUACUGAUUCAAAAUUACUUCCAAGUCAAUCUCCACCUCCACGUAAGCCAAUCGGCUAUCAAUUGCCAGGACUAGCAGAUAAUUCAUUUACCUGUCAAAAUCUUCAAAUUCAGGGGAACCUGAUUCAUGAAUUUUUUAAUAUUAUUAUUGGAAAGUUCGUCUAUCUAUGCAAAGAAGUGAAGUGCACUUAUGUAAUUGAGUAUAAUAAUGCAUGUACGCUACAAAGUGAAGACAAAUAG